GGUGAAGGCCCCAGUGCAGCAGCAACAGCACAUGAUGGAGACGAUGAUGAGGAGGAGACCAUCUCUCUGGAUUCCAGAAGGCAUGAGGACCCAGAUGCUAUACAGUGGGAAAACCAGCCUGGCAACAUAGUGCGUAUUAAUAAAAGGACACCACAUCCUGCCAAAUUCCAGCUGCGCUAAUUGUAUUGUGUUCACAGAGCUCACAAGCUAUCAGAAAGUUGUAUGGCAACCACCUCCGGCGCCAAAUAGAACUGGCAGACAUAGACAUUCAGUACAAGAAGAAAAAGAUGGAAAAUCUUGCACUGGAGUCCGAAAUAAAAAAGAGGACAAUUAGGAAACUGGACCUUGAAAUAAAAAAACUUGAGAGGGAGGUGAGAUAUGCCUUCAAUGUACACUGUAUGCUAACUGUAACACAAAUGUAUUAAUCAUUAUUUUUCUUUCCUCCCCCAGCUCCAAGAAGAUGACACAGCUGAAAAUAAAAAUUAGGUAUAUUCUCGUAAAGUCAAGUGAGCCAUGACAUAUGAGCUCUUAUUGUGAGCACACAGGACGGUGGCAUCUUUCUAAGGUUUUUUUUAUUUUCCCAGCAAUCAGUACAACCAAGUCAUCGUUAUAAGGCAUCGCCCUCUUUUGCCCACCCCCCCAGCACCAGGUGUGGCCACUAGCCUAUAUGAAGGCCCAAAAUUGUGUGUUCCUUUCUGCUCUGACAAUGGCAUGCCCAUUCGUGCGAGAUGUGGUGGAUGAAGAAGCACUUGUGCUGAGGAGAGCCUUCAGGCGAGAAAGGGUCUUCAGGGACCGGUUGGACCCACUGGCCUUCCCUGAUGACCAUCUAUAUGAAAGAUACAGGUUUUCUGCAGAUGGCAUCAGGUAUCUAUGCAGACUACUGGGUCCCAGGAUUAAGCACCGCACUGCACGGAGCCAUGCACUGAGUGUGGAGCAAAUGGUUUGUGUGGCCUUGCGCUUUUUUGCUAGUGGAGCCUUCCUGUACUCAGUGGGGGAUGCAGAACAGCUGAACAAGGCCACAAUUUGCCGCACAAUAAGGAGUGUGUGUCUGGCUAUCAAAGCAUUAGCAGAUGUCUUCAUCUCCUUCCCUGGCCACAGAAGACUCUGUGACAUCAAAGAGGAGUUCUAUAGGAUUGCAGGUUUCCCCAAUGUCAUUGGUGCAGUGGACUGCACACACAUAAGGAUAAAAGCCCCCUCAGGUGCCCAUGAGGCCGAUUUUGUGAAUAGGAAAUCCUUUCACAGCAUUAAUGUUCAGAUGGUCUGCAAUGCUGACUGUGUGAUCAGCAAUGUUGUGGCAAAAUGGCCUGGCUCAGUCCAUGACUCCAGAAUCUUUCGGGCCUCUGAAAUCUAUCAGUGCCUAUCACAAGGUGAAUUCUCUGGUGUGUUGCUGGGAGACAGGGGGUAUGGCUGCCAGCCUUUUCUCCUGACACCUUUCACAGACCCCCAGGAAGCACAGCAGGCCUACAACCAUGCCCAUGCCAGGACCAGGGCCAGAGUUGAAAUGACCUUUGGCCUCCUGAAGGCACGCUUUCACUGCCUUCACAAAUUAAGGGUCAGCCCUGUUAGGGCAUGUGAUAUUACUGUGGCUUGUGCUGUCCUCCACAAUGUGGCCUGCCUGAGGAAGGAGAGGGCCCCCAGAGUGCCACCAGCCAUGGACUGGGACAAUCCGGCAAUCUUCCCUGAUGACGACAGUGGUCGGCUGCUGAGGGACCAAUAUGUGUUGAAUUAUUUUAGUUAGUAUGUGUGCUUUCAAUUUUGGUUAAAUAUGUCCUGCGGUGGCAGAGGAAUUUGGGUUUUUUUGGGUUCGUUUUUUUACGAAUUUGGCCUCUUAUGAUGUUUGUGCGGUAUACUGUGUGUAAUACAAGGCUGCAGGGAGGCUACUGCAUCCAUUCAUUUGUCUGUUCAGUUGAUGUGUAUGGAUUUGUCCUGCAUUUAUUUUAGUGUGCAGACAUGCAGGGUGUGUUAUAUACAGACCUUUGAAUGUGUAUGUAUCAUUUUGUAUAAUAUGCUUGGAUUCUGUGCUUUCCAUCUUGUAGAGUCACUGUGACUUCAGUUUCGAAAGGAGCUGAUGGUUUACCUGCUUUGUUUUGUCCUUAUUCAAUAAAGGAACAUAAUGUUA
This is a messenger RNA of Osmerus eperlanus (European smelt), 2119 nucleotides long. Its product is annotated as putative nuclease HARBI1. Lineage: Eukaryota; Metazoa; Chordata; Actinopteri; Osmeriformes; Osmeridae. The coding region runs from base 668 to 1738 and encodes 356 amino acids. The transcript is spliced from 5 exons. The record is from RefSeq and is a predicted model, not a curated record.